Molecule: messenger RNA, 645 nt
Organism: Rhodofomes roseus
Lineage: Eukaryota; Fungi; Basidiomycota; Agaricomycetes; Polyporales; Fomitopsidaceae
Exons: 1
Source: RefSeq, a predicted model, not a curated record
CUUAGAGGCUUUGGCAGAGAGAACCCGCUAAGCCAAGAGAACAAAUGGAUGCACGUGAACCAGCUGAUGAGAGAGAAGAGAAUCGUGGUCCUAGUAGUACAAGAAACUCACAUGGACGACACAAGACGAGCAAUGAUUGAGACGGUCUUCGGACAACGCCUGAGCAUACACAGCUCCGCCGAUGAAGUUAACCCAACGGGGAAAGGCGGUGUCGCAAUAGUCUUGAACAAAGACGUCAUACAGACGACAAACGUAAAGACGCACAUCGUUAAAGCGGGCAGAGCCUUGCAAGUCCAGAUAAGCAUGAAGAACGACACAAUGGGAAACAUACUUGGAAUAUACGCACCAAACGACCCAACAGACAAUGAAUACCUAUGGGAAGACAUCAAAGCCUACUAUGAAUCACCCUGCAACAGACGUAUACCAAAACCAGACCUACUACUAGUACUGUCAUACAUAAUCAAAGACGAAGUCAUACAGGAGUACAUCAGAGAACGGGGGAAACAAGCAAUGACAGAACUGAUUGAACUUGGCGGCUGGAGAUUUGCAGAUGAGAACCCGCAACGCAUCCUACACAGCUUUAAGAGCGACGUGAGAGACAAAGCGAUUGAACGACAACGGGCAAAAAUACCCACCCUCAUAUGA